Molecule: messenger RNA, 993 nt
Organism: Erpetoichthys calabaricus (reedfish)
Lineage: Eukaryota; Metazoa; Chordata; Cladistia; Polypteriformes; Polypteridae
Product: trace amine-associated receptor 13c-like
Exons: 1
Coding region: 1-993 (330 amino acids)
Biological process (GO): G protein-coupled receptor signaling pathway
Cellular component (GO): membrane
Molecular function (GO): trace-amine receptor activity
Source: RefSeq, a predicted model, not a curated record
AUGGAAUACUGUUAUGAUAACUUGAAUAAAUCCUGCGUCAAAGUUUCUAGGUCUGUUGGGAUGAAAACUGCAUUGUAUUUAAUAAUUUUGCUAAUUGUACUAACAACAAUAUUUGGAAAUCUCCUUGUAAUUGUUUCCAUCUCUCAUUUUAAACAGCUUCAUUCUCCACACAAUCUACUUGUACUGUCUUUGGCCACUGCUGACCUCUUGUUGGGACUGUGUGUACUUCCGUUUAGCAUGAUCAGGACUGUUGAAACCUGUUGGUAUCUUGGAUCUUUCUUUUGCACAGUUUCAAUCUUCCAUUUAGGCUUUAUUGCUAUUGAUCGCUAUUUUGCUGUGUGUGAUCCCUUACAUUACUCAAAAAAAAAAAUAAGCAUUGGAGUAGUCUGCUGUUUUAUAGCAGUUGCUUGGGUGAUGUCAGCUUUUUACAGUUUUGGGUUAAUUUUUCCUAAAGCCAAUGAUGAAGGUCUGGAAAAUGUAGUUCCUAUGUUAACAUGUGAAGGUGGAUGUAUAAUCCAGUUCAAUAAACUUUGGUCUCUGUUGGAUGCCUUGACAUUUGUCAUACCUUGCUUUGGAAUGAUUUGCAUAUAUGCUCAGAUAUUUAAUGUAGCAAGGAAGCAAGCAAGGCAAAUUCAAAGCAGGGACUUUAAAAUAUUUUCUUUGGAUAUAAGCAAACAAAGGGCCAAAAGGAAAAGAGAGCAAAAGGCAGCGAAAACUUUAGGUAUUGUGAUGGGGGUAUUUCUCGCAUGUUGGUCACCAUUAUUUAAUGAUACUGUGGUCGAUGCUUACAAUAAUUAUCAGACUCCAACAACUGCAUUUGAUGGUUUGAUUUGGCUAGCAUACAGUAAUUCUACUUUUAAUCCUUUAAUAUAUGGCUUUUUCUAUCCAUGGUUCCGUAAGGCAUUAAAGCUCAUCAUUACGUUUAAAAUAUUCCAAUCUCAUUCUUCACUCAUACAAUUGUACAAAGAAUCAUUUUGCCAAAGGGUUGAAUAA